This is a messenger RNA of Cylicocyclus nassatus, 231 nucleotides long. Lineage: Eukaryota; Metazoa; Nematoda; Chromadorea; Rhabditida; Strongylidae. The record is from the annotation of a GenBank genome assembly.
AUGAGGCAUAUUUACAACCCCAUAAUAGGUGAUAGAUAUGAAAAAUCGCUGGUGAGCAGACAAGUGGCUAUCGUAUACCGUCGAUCAUUAUCUCAAGAGACCUCAUUAGGUCCUUUGUGCCGUCGCGGAUUCGGCAGUGACAAGGACUUUGUCUAUGCUAGAAAGAAAAACACGGCAGUUGCGAGCGGUGCAGCAACAGUGCAGCGCUUUGCGGCCGCGCAGGCUUCAUGA